Messenger RNA from Erigeron canadensis, 2301 nucleotides. RefSeq names its product ascus wall endo-1,3(4)-beta-glucanase-like. The record is from RefSeq and is a predicted model, not a curated record. The transcript has a single exon. Gene Ontology annotation, molecular function: endo-1,3(4)-beta-glucanase activity. Bases 5 to 2065 code for a protein of 686 amino acids. NCBI's taxonomy places the organism in Eukaryota, Viridiplantae, Streptophyta, Magnoliopsida, Asterales, Asteraceae.
AAAAAUGCUAAUUUUAUGGUCUUAUUUGUUUCUUUUCACAUUUGGAUACAACUCCCCUGUACCCUCUCUAGCUCAGCCUACCACCACCAUCACCACCGGCAGCCCAUUCACUUUUCCAGCGGCCCGGUCCACUGUCUUACCCGACCCGUCAACAUACUUCUCUUCCAACCUCCUUUCAUCUCCUCUCCCCACUAACACAUUCUUCCAAAACUUUGUUCUCAACAAUGGCAGUCAACCAGAAUACAUACACCCAUAUCUCAUUCAAUCAUCAUUUUCAUCACUUUCUGUUUCUUACCCAUUUAUCUUCUCCAACUCUUCUUUCACAUCCCAAAUCUUUAGCCCGGAUUUCACCAUAUCCGGGUUAAAUAACCCGAAUCCGAACCAAACCCAUGUCAUAUCUUCCUUUGAUGACCUUAGUGUCACUUUAGACAUUAAACCCAGCUUAAGAUUCUUUCUUGUUAGAGGCAGCCCAUUCUUAACAUGUCAGGUAUUACAAAGUUUGAAACUUUCCAUUUCAACUAUUCAUAAAGUUGUUAACUUUGUUCCUAAUUCAUCAAAAACUAGAUUUAAGAUUAAUCUUGAUAAUGGUCAAACAUGGAUUUUGUAUGCAUCUUCACCUAUAACUUUGUCCCAUGAUGUUUCCAAGAUUUUUUCAAAAGAAUAUAGUGGUGUAAUAAGACUUGCUGUAUUGCCUAACUCGAAUUCUAAAUAUGAAUCGGUUCUUGAUAAGUUUAGUACUCGUUAUCCUGUUUCGGGUCGUGCUGUGUUUAGUAAACCAUCUUCUGUUGAAUACAAAUGGGAGAAGAAAGGGAGUGGUGAUUUUUUAAUGUUAGCAAACCCUUUACAUAUUCGUCUUCUUGACGACGAUAGUGAUAUUAAGAUUCUUGAUGAUUUCAAGUACAAUAGUAUAGAUGGUGAGCUUGUUGGUGUUGUUGGUGAUUCAUGGGUCUUGAAAACAGAUUUGGUUCCUAUAACGUGGCAUUCGAUAAAAGGCGUUAAACAAGAGUCAUACCCUGAAAUUAUCAAGGCACUUAUGCAAGAUGUGAAGGAAUUGAAUUCAAGUAACAUAUCUACUACAUCAUCAUACUUUUUUGGGAAAUUGGUAGCAAGGGGAGCUAGGUUAGCAUUGAUAGCUGAAGAGAUUGGUUAUCUUAAUGUGAUGCCGAAAAUUAAAACUUUCUUGAAAGGUACUAUUGAGCCAUGGUUAAAUGGUACAUUUGAUGGUAACGCGUUUUUGUAUGAUAAAUCAUGGCGUGGACUUAUAACUAGAGCAGGGUCUAAUGAUACUACAGGAGAUUUUGGUUUUGGGAUCUACAAUGAUCACCAUUUUCAUAUCGGUUACUAUCUUUAUGGAAUUGCUGUCCUUGCUAAGAUAGAUCCUGAUUGGGGAAGAAAGUAUAGACCUCAAGCAUACUCUUUGAUGCUAGAUUUCAUGACAUUGGAUAAAGGUCCAGAUUUGAAGUAUACCCGUUUAAGAAACUUUGAUUCGUGGAAGCUACACUCAUGGGCUGCAGGAUUGACAGAAUUUGAAAAUGGAAGGAAUCAAGAAAGUACAAGUGAAGCUGUGAACGCGUAUUACUCUGCUGCUUUAAUGGGGUUAGCUUAUGAAGAUAAACGUCUAGUUACACUUGCAACGUUGCUUACCACGGUUGAAAUUCAUGCUGCACAAACAUGGUGGCAUGUUAAAGAAGACAGUAAACUCUAUGGUGCAGAUUUCACUCGUGAGAAUAGAGUCGUGGGAAUUCUUUGGGCUAACAAAAGAGAUAGUAUCCUAUGGUUUGCCCCAGCCGAUCAGAGAGAGUUUAGGCUCGGAAUUCAGCUACUCCCUAUUACACCGAUCGCAGAAGUCUUAUUUUCGGAUGUGGAGUAUGUAAAACAGCUUGUAGAUUGGACUUUGCCUUCUUUGAAAAGAAAAGGUGUUGGUGAAGGAUGGAAAGGAUUUGUGUAUGCAUUGGAAGGUAUUUAUGAGAACAAUAUUGCUCUCAAGAAAAUCAGAAAGUUAACUGGACAUGAUGAUGGGAAUUCACUAAGUAAUAUGUUAUGGUGGAUCUUUAGCAGGGGAUGAUGAUAAACAUUUCUUGGUUUAGGUCUUAUGUUGUCACUUUACAAUUGAUUUUUUGAAACAUUUGUGUUGAUUUUGUUCUGUUUUUUGGAUUUGUUAGUUUGAAGUUGUUAUUGGGAAUAGCAUGUUUGUAGGGCCAUUGUUCUGAAUUCUACAUUCCUGCCAUAUGAUUGGUGGGUCUGUGGUGUGUUUGUAUUCAUGUUUUUUUGAGUUAAUAUAUACAAGUCGUUGCAUAUUAA